This is a messenger RNA of Carassius gibelio (silver crucian carp), 5963 nucleotides long. RefSeq names its product protein diaphanous homolog 1-like. Gene Ontology annotation, biological process: actin cytoskeleton organization; actin filament polymerization. The record is from RefSeq and is a predicted model, not a curated record. Gene Ontology annotation, molecular function: microtubule binding; small GTPase binding; actin binding. NCBI's taxonomy places the organism in Eukaryota, Metazoa, Chordata, Actinopteri, Cypriniformes, Cyprinidae. Gene Ontology annotation, cellular component: actin filament; cytoplasm.
AGAGAGAGAGAGAGACAGAGAGGGAGAGGGGAAAACUCAAGCUGAUCUUCUCAUGGUUGUUCUUACGAUCUGAGGACUUUACCAUGACGCGCCAGGACUUUUUAUCAGUCAUUAGAGGAGUUCGUGACAGCUCUAUAGAUUGACAGCGUGGAUCUUUAGGUUUAGAGACUUAACGCGUGGUUUGUUUACUCGCGAUCGAGACAAACUUGCGGCAAAACGCGCGUGCGGACGCGAAAACUAGUGCGCGGAGAUCACCGCGGGCGCGUAUUGAGUCGCGAAAGGUCCGAGACCAGCACACUUCUGCGAUCCGGACUUCAGGGUUCAAACUUCCCUCCUUUUCCUUUGUGCCGGAGGACGAGCGCGGGCCAGCGGCGCGCAGAAGCACCAGGCCUUGGGUCAAUACGCCCUGAGCGGGCGUUUAACGAAUAGAAGUGAUUUUACAGAACAAAAAUGGAUCCAAACUCAGCAUCUGGUGGUGCUCCCAAAAGUGGGAAAGACAAGGAGAAGAAGAGCAAGAAGAACUAUGACGAAGGAGACGGAAAGAAGAAGUUUACUCUCAAACGGCUGAUUCCUGAUGAGCUGGAGCGCUUCACCAGCAUGCGGACGAAGAAGGACAAGUCAGGCACGAUGGGAAACAGACACUCGUCAGCCGCCCAGUAUGAAGUGCCAUCCCAGAGUUCCUCGCUGAACGAGCUGCCAGACGAGUCUGUGCUGGAGCUGUUUGAGCAGAUGUUGGUGGAUAUGAAUCUGAACGAGGAGAAGCAGCGGCCGCUGAGGCAGAAGGAUAUCGUCAUCAAGAGAGAGAUGGUGUCUCAGUACCUGCACACCUCCAAUGCUGCUAAGAGUCAGAAGGAGAGCUCGAAGUCAGCGCUGAUAUACAUCCAGGAGCUGAAGACCGAUCCGAGAGACGCGCAGUUACUGAGCUGCCUGGAGUCCCUGCGUGUGUCAUUAAACAACAACCCCGUCAGCUGGGUCCAGACGUUUGGAGCCGAGGGUUUGGCUUUGCUUCUGGCAUUCCUCAAGAAACUUCAAGAUGAGAGAGAAGAACCUGUGAAUGCUGGGAUUGGUGUGAAGUGUCAACAUGAGAUCAUUCGAUGUCUCAAAGCGUUCAUGAACAACAAGCACGGUCUCAAAGACAUGCUGACGUCAGAAGAAGGAAUCCCUCUCCUCGUCCGAUCCAUCAAUCCUAAAGUCCCGCACAUGAUGGUGGAUGUAGUCAAACUGCUGUCUGCCAUCUGUAUCCUGGAGCAUCCGGGGAACACUCAUGAGCGAGUUCUGGAGUGCAUCACUGAGCAGGCUGAAGAGCAGGAGAUCGAGAGGUUCCAGCCGCUGCUGUCCGGGAUGAGUAAAAACUCCAUCACGCUCAAGGCCGGCUGUAUGCAGCUGAUCAACGCUCUCAUCAGUCGAGUGGAGGAGCUGGACUUCAGGAUCCACCUGAGAUCAGAGCUCAUGAGACUGGGACUCAAAGACAUGCUGAAGGAGGUGAGGUCGAUAGAGAACGAGGAGCUCAAGGUUCAGUUGCAGGUGUUUGAAGAACAAGCUGAUGAAGACUCUGAAGAUCUUCGCUCCCGGUUGGACGACGUUCGUCUUGAGAUGGAUGAUGUGACUGAAGUCUUCCAGAUCUUGCUGAACACUGUGAAGGACUCUAAAGCCGAGCCUCUCUUCCUGUCUCUGCUGCAGCAUCUGCUGCUGGUGCGAAACGACUACAUGGCCAGGCCACACUACUAUAAACUCAUCGAUGAGUGUACGGCUCAGAUCGUUCUGCACAGGAACGGCUGUGAUCCAGACUUCAAAUGCAGGAAGUUUGAUCUGGACGUGGGCCAUCUGAUAGAUAACAUGGUUGAUCAGACCAAAGUGGAAAUCAGUGAAUCUAAGGCCACAGAGCUGGAAAAGAAGCUGGACACAGAGUUGACGGCCCGUCACGAGCUGCAGGUGGAGCUGAAGAAGAUGGAGGCCGAUUACGAGCAGAAGGUUCUGGAGCUGAGCACUGAGAAAGAGAAGCUGGGGAAAGAGAAGAACGACCAGGAGAAAGAGAACCAGGGCCUGCAGUCAGAAAUCAGCCAACUCAAAGAGAAGAUUGAGAAGCUCUCUAAAGAUCUCAAAGAAGCCGAAGCGAAGGUCAUCAUCAUGCAUGUGCCUGUGGCUCCACCCCCCAGCCAAUCAGCUUCCUCGGUGCCACCUCCACCUUGCCCUGCUGGAGCCAGCCUCCCUCCUCCUCCUCCCCCACCUCCUCCUCUACCAGGACAGACGGUCAUGCCCCCACCGCCCCCUUCAUUACCAGGAGCACCUGGUAUGCCGCCACCCCCUCCACCUCCACCUCUUCCUGGGGCAGCCAGUAUGCCGCCGCCUCCACCUCCCCCUCCUUUACCGGGAGCACCUGGAAUGCCACCUCCUCCUCCUCCUUUACCGGGUGCACCCGGAAUGCCGCCUCCUCCUCCUCCUUUACCUGGAGCACCUGGUAUGCCACCACCUCCACCUCCUCCGCCAGGGAUGCCCGGUAUGCCGCCUCCACCUCCUCCAAUGGGCGGUCCUGGUAUGCCUCCGCCCCCUCCGGGUGGGUUUGGUGGAUGGGUGCCUUCUGUUCCACAGCUGCCCUUCGGCCUCCAGCCUAAGAAAGACUACAAACCUGAGGUGCAGCUGAAGAGAGCCAACUGGAGCAAGAUCGCACCGGAGGAUCUGUCUGAAGACAGUUUCUGGGUGAAGGCGAAAGAGGAUCGCUUUGAGAACAAGGAGCUGUUUGCCAAACUCACUCUGACCUUCUCCACCCAGACCAAGAGUAAGAAGGAUCAAGAAGCAUCUGAGGAUAAGAAAAACGCUCCGAAGAAGAAGGCAAAGGAGCUGAAGGUGCUCGACUCCAAAACAUCCCAGAAUCUCUCUAUAUUCUUGGGUUCAAACAGGAUGCCUUAUGAAGAGAUGAAGAAUGUCAUCCUGGAGGUCAACGAGAAUGUUCUCACUGAAAACAUGGUGCAGAGUUUGCUGAAGCUGCUGCCGGAGCAGGAAUUACUGAACACAUUAUCAGAGAUGAAAGACGAGUAUGAGGAGCUGGCUGAGUCUGAACAGUUUGGAGUUGUGAUCAGUUCAGUGAAGCGUCUGAAGCCCCGUCUGACCUCCAUCCUCUUCAGACUUCAGUUUGAGGAGCAGGUGAAUAACGUCAAGCCGGAAGUGGUGGCGGUGACGGCCGCCUGCGAGGAGCUUCGGAAGAGCGAGAGCUUCUCCAAACUGCUGGAGAUGACGCUGCUGCUGGGAAACUUCAUGAACGCAGGAUCACGCAACGCCAAAGCUUUCGGCUUCAGCAUCAGUUACCUGUGCAAGUUGAGAGACACUAAAUCAGCCGAUCAGAAGCAGACUCUACUGCACUUCCUGGCGGAAAUAUGUCAGGAGCAGUAUCCUGAGGUCAUGACCUUCUCAGAGGAGCUCAUCCACGUGGAGAAAGCCAGCAGAGUGUCGGCAGAGAUGCUUCAGAAGAAUCUAGAUCAGAUGGGAAAGCAGAUUAAAAACCUGGAGAAAGACAUCGAGACGUUCCCCCCGCCGCAGAGCGACAGGGACAAAUUCGUAGAGAAGAUGACCAGUUUUGUAGCGACGGCUGGUGAGCAAUUUGAGAAGCUCAGGCUGAUGCAUGAGAACAUGGAGAAGCAGUAUGAGGACUUGGGCAAGUACUUUGUCUUCGACCCCAAGAAAAUUAGUCCAGAAGAGUUCUUCGGUGACCUCAACAACUUUAGGAACAUGUUCCAGCAAGCGGUGAAGGAGAACCAGAAACGGAAAGAAGCAGAGGAGAAGAUUCGUCGAGCCAAACUGGCGCGAGAGAAAACGGAAAAAGAGAAAGAGGAGAAACAGAAGAGAAUAAACGCUGGACAGAUUCCCAACAUCAAUGAUGAUGAUGAGACUGGUAUCAUGGAUGGUUUGUUGGAGGCGUUGCAAUCUGGAGCUGCUUUCAAAAGGAAGAGAGGACCACGACAAGCAGCCAACAAUCGGAGAGGAGCCGGUCACGCCGUGACAAACAUUCUCGCCAAAGAGCUUCUUCAAGAUGACACCCCUCGCAGUGCCAUGAAAAAGACCCGGUCAGAAGCAGAGGACAGGAAGGAGUCCACUCCGGAAGACACGGGCUCGCUGGAGGACCUCUUAGAUGACGCUCCGUUACGAUCAAAUUAAGGACUUCCUCUUCUGAUCCCAACAGUUAAAAGACAUACUGUGUUUGGGGACCAAGUCUGCGAGGGCGGGGCUCUCGCUAAACCACACCCCUUGAGUAAGCCCACACUGCUUCCUAUUGGCCAUCACACUGGAGGAGCGGCCUCAUCUCAUCACUGUCACAGCCGUUUUCUAGCACUCUUUCUCUAAACACAGGGUUUCAUCUGUCCGUUAUCUCUAUUGUCUGCAUUUAAAACGAUUCCAAAGAUUUGCAUAUAGAUUCCAGAACAUUUUGUUCCAUUCCAAGUUCAUGUGAACAUCCUCUUCUGGUUUUAAAACAAACAUCUGUUCCUCUUUGAACAUUUAGCUUUUUUCUUUUGCUCUUUGACUUUAAAACACAUCACAUGGCUGAAAUAAGUUACAUUGUUGUACUUGUAAGGCAACGUGCCAAUAAUGUCGAUCCCAUAAAUGCAUUUUCAAUUACGUAAGGUGUUCUCACUUAGGUUCUGUAGCCAUCACAAGGAGGUCUGGUACCUGUCCACAAGAUUAUUUCUCUCUCCUGUCCCCUUCUUUUUCUGGGUAUGUCAUUCUGUCCUUUUAAGUGAAUGGUGUUGUUUAAAUCUCAGAAAUACUUUUUACAAUAAUUGAGCCUCAUUCAUAAAACCAUUCUUGUAUAAAUCAUUGCAUGGAAUUAAAUGUGACAAUUUAUGCAAAAAAAAUUCAAAUAAAAUUGAUAAAACAUAAGUAAAAAAAAAAAAGUGCAUUGAAUUAAAUGCAAAAAUCUACUUGACAAUGGUUUUAUGAAUAAUUUGUGUGUUGACUGCUGAACUUCCAAAAUUUUCUGUACAAUGAUGAUCCAAUCUGUUGAUGCAUACAUCACACAAUUUACAGUAGAGUUUCAUUGUCGCAAGAUAAAUAAUUUUUCAUUUUCUAUCAGACAUUAAGUAAAAAGUCGCUGUGAACUGGGCAAAAGUAACAUUGACAAGUCCUUUGGCAUUCAUUCCUCUGAUAAAUGGUUUGAUCAAGAUACAUCUGAGGGACUAAAGCAGCUGAAAUGUCUGCACAUAGAUUUAUUAAUCUUUACUAUUUUUCAUUGCAGUCUUUAAAAGACAGUGAGCAAAUGUCCCUGCCUUUAUGUCGACUGAUCACCAGCAUAUACUGUUUAACCUGUCGACUGUUGAGAUUGUUCUCUAGGUUGUGUCAGUGAUGCAGGCAAAAUAUGACCUCAAGAGUUUCAGCUUUUAAAUAUGACUUACCUGAAUGUUGAUGUUGGCUGAAAGUUUGAGGGUAGAGAUCACUGUUUAAAGCAAUAGCUCGGACUGCAUUUGUCAAGGAAUCCUGAGAACUUGUCUUCCGGAUUGAACUAUAUUAAAAUAUAUAUGCAUUUAUGUAAUGUGUGUAAAAUGACAUCAAUGUUUUAGCAGUGGUCCAGGUCUCUAAAUGCUGCCUAGAAACCAGCAAGUCCGAAAGAGCUUGAAAAAAUGUUCAGUUUUUGAAGCCAAAUUUCCAAUUUUUGACAUUUUAGAAUUUCUGAGGGAAUCAACAGAUUCUGCUUCAAAGCUGAUUGAUCGUACUGAUGGUUGUGCAAGUCAGUUUCACUUUAUUAAAAAAAAAGUCUGGGUAAAGAUCACUGGAAAAACAGACACUUUUUUUUUUUUUUUUUAAGAACACCAUUUUUCAUUGUCAAUUUUUAUUGUUGAUCAUUUUAUUGUGAUAAUAUAGAGAUUGUAUUGGUGGGAUCCAUUUGGUCAAAUUGUGUACAUUGCGUUUUGACUGUAGAGAUGUUUAUUAUGGUUGUCUCUAAAACUACACCAUUAAAAUAUCAUGUUUAAUACUUA